Xenia sp. Carnegie-2017 is the source of this 2543-nucleotide messenger RNA. RefSeq names its product acylamino-acid-releasing enzyme-like. The record is from RefSeq and is a predicted model, not a curated record. The transcript has 27 exons. The coding region runs from base 116 to 2182 and encodes 688 amino acids. Lineage: Eukaryota; Metazoa; Cnidaria; Anthozoa; Malacalcyonacea; Xeniidae. Gene Ontology annotation, molecular function: serine-type endopeptidase activity. Gene Ontology annotation, biological process: proteolysis.
UGGUCACAAGACUUACGCGAGAAACAAAAUAGAAACCAUUAUUUGCUCGGAAAUUUAGAUUCAUUAUGGAUGAUUUACAGACAUUGCUUGACAAAGCAGUCACAGAAUAUGAGAAAUGUGCUUCAACUCCGAGUGUUUUGCUGGAAGAUUGUCAGUAGAAGAAGAUCAACUGAAAGUGGAAAGCGAAUGGGCGCAGAGAAAUCUAACCUUAAAUGGAAAGAGAGUAUUUCUCAAAACAUUUUAUUUCAAGUUGAAUGUUAAUAGUCAAGUGGAUGGCAAGUAUUUGGAAGUUCCACCAACACAAUUAAAUAACAAACAGAUUUCAUGUUCUACAAAGACAGGAAAUUUAACAGCUAUAGUAAGAAAAAUUGCUGGGGAUGCCAAGAAAAAUGAUACUCAACACAUUGAGAUUUGGUCACGAACUCAUUGCAUAAAAUGCUACACCUUGGAAAAUGUUCUUUCUAAACAUGGUACUAUCCAUAACAAUGAUGAAAUAAGUUGUCUUGAAUGGUCUCCAUGUCAGAGAUAUUUACUCUACAUUGCGGAAAGGUUACCAUCAAAAACUGAGUCAUAUUUUGCAGACAAAAAAGAAAAGAGCUCAACUGAAGAUGAAAAAUUGGAAAAGGGCGAUAAGUUUGCAUACAAACAAAACUUUGGAGAGCAGAUGAACAAUGUUUAUGAUACGGUAAUUGCUAUCUUGGACACCAAAAACGACGAUGUUAAAGUGAUUGAAGGAUUGCCUGAUAAUAUUCGUCCUGGAGCGUCAUUAUGGAGUCAAGACGGUCGUUCUUUAAUCUUUUGUGGUCAUAUUGUGGCGCCAUUUAUACUAGGUGUAAAAUAUUGUCGAAACAGAAAGACUGGCAUUUAUCUUUUGUCUCUAGAUGAUAAUUCUUGUGUUGUGUUGAGUGAUGAAGAUGAAGCAUGCAGCUCGCCUCGUCUUUCUCCUUGCAGAGAGAAAUUGGUCUAUCUUUCAGGAAUUCCUUAUGGUCCGCAUAUGUGUUGUCAGAAGAUGAUAGUGGUGGAAAUGAAAAAGCCGAAAGAAAGGAAAAUUUUGGUCGAUGUCGUCGAUAAACCAAAGAAUGCUGAAGCAUUUCCUGGAAUUUAUAACUUUGCUUUACCAAAACGCACAUGGUCAGAGGAUAGUCGAUACGUCAUCUUUCAUUCUAUCUGGCGUUCAAAUCAGGUAAUCAUCGCCAUUGAUGUGCUUAAUGGAAUGGUGUCGCGAAUCACAUCAGGAAACGGAUGUUGGACAGUUCUCGAUAUCGUUAAUGGUUUCAUUUUAGCGUCGUUUUCAACUCCAAACUCUCCUCAAGUUUUGAUGCUUGCAAAACUACCAAGUAUAUUGAAGGAUGCGGUUCUUUCGUGGAUAAGAGUGGGUGACGAUUUUGGUUCACUGGAGGAUGUGAUUGAAUGGAACAUUGUCUCUUUUACACCUAAAGACUUUCAAGAUAACUGGCAACAAUAUGAAGGCUAUUUGAUGAAACCAAUUGUUGAUGACUCUAGAAAAAUACCUCUAAUUGUGUUCCCUCACGGAGGUCCACACAUUGCGUCUAUGACAUGUUUCAAUCUCCAUGGUGCGUUAUUUUGCAAGCUUGGUUUUGCUGUUUUGUUUGUUAACUAUCGUGGUUCAUUGGGUUUUGGCCAAAGUGCCUUGAUGUCAAUACUUGGUAAAAGUAGUAUUCAAGAUGUUGAAGAUGUUCAGAAUGCAGUGAUGACCAUUCUGAAAAAUCAUCCAGGAGUGUUUGAUGAAGAAAAAUUAUUUUUGACUGGCGGAUCUCAUGGGGGAUUUCUUACAGCCCAUCUUAUUUCGCAAUAUCCUAAUUUCUACCGGUCAUGUGCCAUGAGAAACCCCGUAAUUGACUUUACAGUUAUGUUGGGAACAUCAGAUAUUUAUGAUUGUUGUUAUUCCAUUGUAAACGAGGAGUUUUCGUUUGACGAUAUUCCUUCACUGCAACUAAGAACGAAAUUGCUUCAAGUGUCGCCUAUAAUUCACGCUCACAAAGUGAAAACUCCAGCUCUGUUGCUGUUAGGCGGUUCUGAUCUUAGAGUCCCUUCUUCCCAAGGAUUGCUUUACUACAAAACCUUAAAAGCGCAUGGCGUUAAGACUAGAUGCUUAUUCUAUCCUGAGGAUAACCAUACUUUGGAUAAAGUCGAAACAGAGGCGGAUGUUUUGUCAACAUGAUAAAAUGGUUUUCGUCUGCAUAACCAAAUUAUUACCAAAUAAAUUGAAUUUUUGAAUAAUUCGUUCGAAUCAAACCGUGGUUGGAGAAGUAAUUUAAAAUUUUCACUUUUGAAAUCAAAUCAUAAGUUUGAUCAUUUGUCUGUCCUCGAGAGUAUGGAAAAGAAGGAAACUAGGAGUUCCAAGAGGCCGAACGGCCAGAAGAUAGACUACCUCAGACAAAUGGCAAAUCAUUGAUAAAUACCAACAUAUAAAAUACUUUUAUUUGUUAUAAACUGUGCUUUUUUGAACAAUCAUACAAGUAAAUCACGAACUAUGAUAAAACAAUGAAUAAUUAAAAAUGAAAUAGGUUUGUAAAAGUGAA